GUGACGUAGGAAGAUGCCGCUCAUCACGCAUCCUCUCCUGCCAUUUUUGUGCUACUGGUGGCUAGCUUGCUAAGCAAGGGGUCUCCAUCAGCAGGAGGCGGAGAAGACUGCAGGCAAACAGAGAGAGGCAGUCAAAUCAAGAGACUGAACCUUCCCUGGAGAACCGGGGAGUCCUUACACACAGGAAACCGUAAUUAGAAAGGCUGUACGAUGUCCGAUUUUGACAGCAACCCGUUCGCAGACCCGGACUUCAGCAAUCCCUUUCAGGAUCCUUCAGUGACGCAGGUGACCCGGUCUGCCCCUCCUGGUGGUUUGGAAGAGUAUAACCCCUUCACAGACGCCAGAACGGCGGCCCCUGGGAAUGCCCCCAAAGCUACUCCUGCCCCCUCCCAGAACACACAACCUGCCAUCAUGAAGCCCACAGAAGAGCCACCAGCUUACACACAGCAACAGACUCAGGACCAAGCGCGUGCUCAGGCUGAGUUGUUAAGAAGGCAGGAGGAGUUGGAGAAGAAAGCUGCAGAGCUUGAUCGCCGGGAGAGAGAGUUACAGUCCCACGGAGCGGCGGGAGGGCGUAAGAACAACUGGCCUCCCCUGCCGGAGAAGCUCCCCGUUGGCCCAUGUUUCUACCAUGAUAUUACAGUGGACAUUCCUGUAGAGUUCCAAAAGACCGUCAAGAUCAUGUACAACCUUUGGAUGUUUCAUGCAGGCACGCUCUUUGUGAACAUGUUCGGCUGCCUGGCCUGGUUCUGUGUGGAUGCAUCUCGCGGUGUAGAUUUUGGCCUGGCCAUGCUAUGGUUUCUGCUGUUUACCCCUUGUUCUUUUGUCUGCUGGUACAGACCGCUUUACGGGGCUUUCAGGAGUGACAGUUCAUUCCGCUUCUUUGUCUUCUUCUUCGUCUAUAUCUGUCAGUUUGGAGUUCACGUUCUACAAACUAUUGGCAUCACUGGCUGGGGAACAUGUGGUUGGAUCGCAGCUUUAACUGGUCUGAACACCAGUAUCCCAGUGGGCAUCAUCAUGUUACUGAUUGCAGCUCUGUUCACUGCACUCUCUGUGGGCUCGCUCAUUAUGUUUAAAAAGGUGCACGCACUGUAUCGUACCACUGGUGCUAGUUUUGAGAAGGCUCAGCAGGAGUUUGCAACUGGGGUCAUGUCUAACAAGACCGUUCAGACUGCGGCUGCCAACGCUGCAGCUAAUGCUGCAUCCAAUGCUGCUCGUGGGGCCUUCAAACCUCAGCCAUAAACUGACACACCCGCAUACAUGCACACAUGCUCACACAUACAAGCAUAUACAAAAAAAACACCCAAAAGUUAGAGAUGCACAACUCUGGCCCUGCAGGCUCUCAGAUCAAAUUGAUUCUAUUUAUGAUUGUUGUUAUGCUAAGAUUGCCCUGCACUUUGCUUAAAAAGCACAAAGAGCCAGAAAUAACAGAGAAGUUAGUCAGAUAAAGUAACCAGAGUUGUUCACCUUAACUUUAAAUCAAAUUUCCAUAAAAGCAAUCUGACAUCCAUCCUGUCUGCUUUUUAGUCAGAUGACUGCUCAGAUCCCUUGAAACAUCCACUCAUCCACUAAGUGACUCAAGGUUUGCUCUGAGUGUGUGUGGGAUUUCAUUUCGCACUCUCUCACUUGCUCUUUCGCUUUCCUUGUUCUUCUGUCACCUUGAGGAGAUGUCAGAUCAGGCAGAGGUUAGCAGUUCUAGCAUACUUUUUUUUUUUUUUUUUUGCCAUGGUGAUGACCUCCAAACAGCUUCCUGCCUGGUUAAUACAGUUUAGAGUUACGAAAAGUGAUUGAGCUCCGAAAGGUCAGUUGUACCUUGUCUUACAUAUGUGCUUCUAUUCUGAGACAAAUACCAUCUUGGUAAUUCAUAUAAGUAGAAUAUGUUGGUAUGUUCUUAUUUAAGGACCUACCUGCAGCCCUCAGCAGUGAUCUAAUGACACCUGUCAGUUGAACAAUUAUUGCCACUUUGUGUGCUACUUUGAUUGGCAAUGUGGGCUGGGUCUGUGGCUUUGACAGCAUGAUAACCACAUGCAUGUUUAGCACACUCAAGGUAGCGCUCAUUCUGUUACAGGUCACCAGUUCUCACCUCAAACCUAAAAGAGGUUCAGUCAGAUGCUUUAAUGGCCUGGUGCACUAAAGGGGAAAAACAUGAGACAUUUUCAUAUUUUCAUUAUGUAUGUAUGACAUUAACAGACUGUCAUGUGGCUCCAUCUCAGUUGUUUUUGUAGCCCUUUACACUUAGUUAAAAACUAAUGCUGCUAGUAAUCUGAGAGCCGCCGGGUCGUGGCCUCCUGCUGUCAUGUUUUCUGUUGAAAAGGACACGUAACAUUCAUUCAUAGAGUGACCUGCCUUUUCUCACAGAAGAUGACCUAUGGUAAAGCUAUGUUUUUUUCUAUAGAUUAACAUGCAUACAUAAACAAGUAAAAACAUUGAUACUGUGUAUAUUUACACAACAUAGACUAACAGUCCGUUUUCAUUUUUACAGACAAAGUCAGUCCAUUUGUUUAUCCUCUGUCAGUAUUGGAUUGCUGACAUUAGACCUUUCAUAGGCAAAAUGGACAUUAAGAUAACAGAGGAUUGGACUCAAUGCCCAUUCAUUGAUAUCACUAAGAAGCAUUUAUUUAUAUACAAUAAUAACAGUGUUAUUUAGAACUAAAUUGUACAGACUACUGUCACUGAAGUGAAAUAUGGACGUGGGUUACGGUACAUUAGUGUCUACAUUAGCACCUCUUAUAGUGGUGGCGAGUGUCUGAAGAUGUGAAUGAUAGAUGACUGAUGGCUGGUACUGCUGUUAUUACAAAUGUAUGGACUGAACAUCAUAGUGGAUUAAAUACUCCUGUGACUGUUACAAAGUUAAAGAUCAAUAAUUGGUUGUGGAAUAAGCCUACAUCUCGACAAUAUUGUUUUUAUUUGGAAAUACUUGUUUUAAAUUCAUUGCACAUUUCUUGUUUUACUUUGUAUUGCAAAAGACAAAAUUUUUUUUAUUUAUGGUGUAAGUUAUGGUUUAAGUUGUUUGCAUUUCAAUUUUGUUUGGUUUAAUUUCACAUUAUAUAUUAUGUUUGUGUGGUUUUGUAAUGACAUGAUCAUAGCAUCAGCUAGAUUUAAAAGUGCUCAAUGACUUUGCAACUUGACCCUGCAAGAGGUGUGCUUGUGUGGAUGGGGAUGUGUGUAGGAUUGGUAUGAAAGGCAUAGAAUAACACUUGAGGGAGAUUUUAUAUGUCCUGAAAAGCUGUGAGAAAUCUACCAAAUGUCCAUAUGGAUUUGUUUUUAAAUCUUGGUUUGUGAUGUGCUCCCUUGACAUGUUUUACUUUAAGAUAUUACACAAGUUUUCUUUGCUACAAACACCCACAUAAUUUCCAUGAUACUGUAACAGUUGUUAUUUGAAGCCAUGCCACAGUGGGUCAUUUCUUGAUGUAUUUGGGUGUGCUGGUCGGCAGUACAGAACGAUGUAUUUGACGUUUUCUGACACAAAACUGUGUUUUUGACGUGUGAACAUGUUAUUUCACUGAAUCAGAGAAGAAACUCAUUAAAAAGGGACACCUGUAUAUUUUGUAAAGUUAAUAAAUUUGAUCCCCAUUAACAAUCCCAUGUAAAAAGAAAACAUAAUGCACUCUUGUCUGGCCUUUGUUGCAUGUGGAAUAGUUUGAGUUUUGUAUAUUUAUGGUAUUAACAUGAAAUAAAAUUUGAAAGAAAUAUUGGUUUA
Molecule: messenger RNA, 3700 nt
Organism: Perca flavescens (yellow perch)
Lineage: Eukaryota; Metazoa; Chordata; Actinopteri; Perciformes; Percidae
Product: secretory carrier-associated membrane protein 1
Exons: 9
Coding region: 211-1242 (343 amino acids)
Biological process (GO): protein transport
Cellular component (GO): recycling endosome membrane; trans-Golgi network membrane
Source: RefSeq, a predicted model, not a curated record